CCACUAUAUUAGAGAAUUAGAUUAUAGAACAGAACAAAACAUUUCACCGAGCAGUUUUGUUUGUUUCAUUCCCUCUCUCGCUCUACACAUACUAAGCUCCUUCUUUAAUCUUUUGCUGCGACUCUUUUGAGUUGCAAAAAUAUGGCAGCAGCUUCGGUUUCACCGACACCACUUCUGAAAGAUGAGUUAGAUAUCGUGAUACCCACUAUUCGAAACCUUGAUUUUCUUGAGAUGUGGAGGCCAUUUCUCCAGCCAUAUCAUUUGAUUAUCGUUCAAGAUGGUGAUCCGAACAAGGAAAUCAAAGUCCCUGAAGGUUUUGAUUAUGAACUUUACAACAGAAAUGACAUUAACAAGAUUUUGGGUCCUAAAGCUUCUUGCAUUUCGUUCAAGGACUCUGCUUGCAGGUGUUUCGGUUACAUGGUUUCUAAGAAAAAGUAUAUUUUCACAAUUGAUGAUGAUUGUUUCGUAGCCAAGGAUCCAUCUGGGAAAGAGAUCGACGCACUGGCACAACACAUUAAGAAUCUGCUUUGCCCAUCGACACCUUUUUUCUUCAACACAUUGUAUGAACCAUACCGAGAAGGUGCAGAUUUUGUUCGUGGGUACCCUUUCAGUCUCCGCGAGGGUGUCCCAACAGCUGUUUCUCAUGGUCUCUGGCUCAACAUUCCUGACUAUGAUGCUCCUACUCAACUCGUGAAGCCUCUGGAGCGGAACAAAAGGUAUGUAGAUGCUGUUCUGACGAUCCCCAAAGGAACCUUGUUCCCCAUGUGUGGUAUGAAUCUGGCAUUCGACAGAGAGCUGAUCGGCCCAGCAAUGUACUUUGGGCUCAUGGGUGAUGGCCAGCCAAUUGGACGCUACGAUGACAUGUGGGCAGGAUGGUGCACCAAGGUGAUAUGUGACCACAUGGGAUGGGGUAUUAAGACUGGUUUACCCUAUAUAUGGCACAGCAAAGCAAGUAACCCCUUCGUGAACCUUAAGAAGGAAUAUAAAGGUAUUUACUGGCAAGAAGAGAUAAUCCCAUUUUUCCAAACCGCAACCCUUUCAAAGGAAUGUGAUACUGUUCAGAAGUGCUACAUUGAACUCUCCAAACAGGUUAAGGACAAGCUUGGGAACAUAGACCCGUACUUCACUAAGCUUGCAGAGGCAAUGGUCACAUGGAUUGAAGCUUGGGAUGAGCUCAAUCCUUCUACAGGCACUAAACUACCCAAUGGAACUGCUUAGUAUGUGAUAUCUUGACAGAAAAAUGAUGCAUUUCUUCACAUGUAUUUGGGGUUGUUAGCUGUUUAAGUUUGUCUUUUCCAAGUGUUGUUGGGACAUUUGCAGUAUCAUUUGCUGUUAUCUCUACUUUCCUAGAACAAUAAAGAUGUUUUUCUUUGUGUCGACCACUA
Molecule: messenger RNA, 1385 nt
Organism: Papaver somniferum (opium poppy)
Lineage: Eukaryota; Viridiplantae; Streptophyta; Magnoliopsida; Ranunculales; Papaveraceae
Product: probable UDP-arabinopyranose mutase 2
Exons: 4
Coding region: 142-1218 (358 amino acids)
Biological process (GO): plant-type cell wall biogenesis; UDP-L-arabinose metabolic process
Cellular component (GO): cytosol; Golgi apparatus
Molecular function (GO): UDP-arabinopyranose mutase activity
Source: RefSeq, a predicted model, not a curated record